UAUAUCAUCACUGCUGCUUCUGGCAAAAUUGCAUGCUAGUAGAAUUGGAUGGGACUUUAUGAAUAAAUAUUAGGAAGAGUGUUGAAGGAGAUAUGAAACUAGAACCAGAAAGAAUAAAAGAAUAUAGAUAAUCAGCUGGGUUUAGGAACUUACAAGAAUUUUUGUCUGUCAAUAAGUUGUGAAGUUGCCAUGUCAGAAACUGGAGUCCUUCUGCAGAGAUUCCUCCAGGGACAUCCCACAGUAUUUGGGGCACUCCUGUUGAUGAUUGGGCUCUUCCAAUCAGCCUUUGGAGUCAUCUUAUUCCUGUCCCCUUGUGCUUAUAGAGAUGAGCUGGGCACGCAUUUCAGUUCAGCUGCAGUGCUGAUUCUGGCAGGCAUACUCACCCUUGCUGCAGACAAAGCCAAAAGCCUGAACUUGGUGAAAGCUUGCCUUGUCAUCUACGUUAUCUGCAUAGUGGUAGUGGCUGUGGUCAACAUUUUCUAUUUGAUUGAUUUAUUCUACAAUCCCCGUAUCCAGUACAUUCGAUGCGAUCCUCGGGAUGAUUUUUGUCAACUGCGGCAUCAGAUUGCAGCCUGUUGCACGGCCAUGCGUGGCAUUGUCCUAGUUUUAACUUCCUUGGGAUUCUUUGUUUGCAUUUCCAUGGCAGCCUUUGGAUGCAAAGCAGUGUGUCGCCAAAACACAUCUGUGGAUUAGAAGGCCAUUGUUGUUUCAAAGCAUUUUCCUAGUUCUAGUAAGGUCAGCCGAAUAUCUGAAGGGAUUUACUGUCAAAACUUCAAGGUCCACCGCAGGGUUUCCCAAACAGUGAGGUGAGCCUCCCUUGGAGGGAUGCAGAUGGAGUCCAGGGAAGGUGCGGAGAACCUUUAAGUUGAACAUUGUCACAAUAAAUUCACCUUACCCAAA
Messenger RNA from Crotalus tigris (Tiger rattlesnake), 900 nucleotides. RefSeq names its product membrane-spanning 4-domains subfamily A member 4A-like. Lineage: Eukaryota; Metazoa; Chordata; Lepidosauria; Squamata; Viperidae. The coding region runs from base 190 to 693 and encodes 167 amino acids. The transcript is spliced from 7 exons. Gene Ontology annotation, cellular component: membrane. The record is from RefSeq and is a predicted model, not a curated record.